Molecule: messenger RNA, 1592 nt
Organism: Lecanosticta acicola
Lineage: Eukaryota; Fungi; Ascomycota; Dothideomycetes; Mycosphaerellales; Mycosphaerellaceae
Source: the annotation of a GenBank genome assembly
AUGGGCCUCGAAGUCAACGGCAUGUUCUGGAGACGGUAUAGGCCUUCCCCCGCGCCUUCACUCUCGGUCACGCCGGCUGCCGGAGGAGAGGCGGAGGAGGAGGCAGAAGAAGAAGAAGCCAAACGGCCGGAAACGGACGAUACUCAUGAUACUUCCGCAAACGCGUGGAACAAGGUCGGUCUCCGGGAUCGGAUCAGACAGUAAGUGUAGUGCUUCCUUCCUUCCUCUCAACUCUUCUUCCCGCUAACGACUUCCUGCCACAGUCUGACAUGGGCCAACUUCACCUUCCCCAUGUCCACCGGCGGCAUCGCCCUCCUCCUCACGGCCACCCCCCACCGCUUCCGCGGCCUCGAAACCCUCGGCAAGAUCGCCUUCCUCUUCGACCUGGUCAUCUUCUUCGUCGUCUGCGCGGGCAUUGCCGCCCGCUUCAUCAUGAACCCGGGCAGUUUCCAAAAAUCCCUCGUCCAUCCCACCGAGGCCUUGUUCUUCGCGACGUUCUGGCUCGCGCUCGUGGACGUCCUGGGGUGUAUGCAGGACUAUGGCGUUCCGAACGUGCAGGGCGACUGGCUGGUUGUUUUCUUGAGAGUGGCGUUCUGGAUCUACGUGGCCCUGACGUUCCUCACGGGCGUGCUGCAGUAUCUCCAUCUGUUUACGGCGAAGAAAUUGACGAUUCAGAGUAUGACGCCCGGGUGGAUCUUGCCCAUGUUUCCCAGUAAGACUAUCCCCCCCCCCCUGCCCCCUCUCCCUCGCCCGCUCUUAUUACAACAAGCACAAUCUGACACGGAUAUCUUAUAGCCAUGCUCGCGGGAACCUUCGCCACCCUCAUCGCCCCCAGCCAACCCAUCGGGCACCGCGAACCCAUCAUCAUCGCCGGCCUCACCUUCCAAGGCCUCGGCUGGAUGCUCUCCUUCAUGAUCUAUGCCAUCUACCUGCACCGCCUGAUCCAAUUCGGGCUCCCAGCCCCCGACCUGCGCCCGGGAAUGUUCAUCGCCGUCGGCCCCCCAGCCUUCACCGGCCUCGCCCUCAUAGGCCUCAGCCAAGCCCUGCCCCCCGACGGCAGCUACUUCCGCCCCCGCCCGGGCAUCAUCCCCAUCUUGCAAACCCUCGCCGAUGGCCUCGCCAUCUUUCUGUGGAGCCUCAGUUUCUGGUUCUUCUGCGUCGCGCUGCUUUCCGUUCUGCGGCGCGCGCGCGACAUGUCGUUUCAUCUCGUCUGGUGGGCUUUUGUCUUUCCCAAUGUCGGCUUUACCAUUGCCACGAUCAAGAUCGGGCAGCAGUUGGGGAGUGAGGGCAUUCUGUGGGUUGCUUCUGCCAUGACGGUGCUGUUGGUCGUGGUUUGGGGGUUUGUCUUUGUGAGUCAUAUGCGCGCGAUUUGGAAGAGGCAGAUUAUGAUGCCCGGCUUGGAUGAGGAUAAAGGUGAGAUUUCUUCUUUCUUUCUUUCUUUUUUCUUUUUCUUUCUACUUCCGCCGUUGAAGUGGGAUGGUUUCGAUAUUAUGUGCUGACAGGGAGACACAGACCAGUACAAGGCCGACGACAGGAGACUCAACAUCCCAGUUCCUCCGACCGUGCCUCCGACACCACAGCAUUUGGAUUAA